CCUGCCUCUCUCUCUCACUCUCUAUCACCGCCUUUCAGAUCUUUAAAAGCUGGUGCUUUGCUGUGUCUCUCUCGAUCUCCAUUUGUCUCCUCUGGCACUGCAGGGGACUCAACCGGCAAAGCACCAAAGGAGAAGCUACUGUAUAGGAAGAAGGAGGAAAAAAAAGAAAGGGGGAAGAGAGACAGAGGUAGAGAGAGAAAUAUACAUCCAGAAAUAGCAUCAGCCACAUUUAAACUGACAGAGAGUGACAGUGUGGAGAACCUGAGACCUGGACACAAAAUGCCUAUCCUUUCUAACUUAACAACCGUUGUUUUGUUGCUGAUUGCUCACUGCGGAUCGUGGACCGGGGCGAACCGCUUGGGCCCCUUCAAGGUCUGUCCCUCCUGCAGGGAUCCACUGGGGGCAGGUCGGCCCCCGAGGGACCACAACGCUGCCGGCAGCACAUCGGUGUUGGCUUCCGGGGAGCCCUGUGGCGUUUACACCCUGAGCUGUGCCAAGGGGCUCCGCUGUGUCCCCCCACCCAGGGAGCACAGCCCCCUCCAGGCUCUGUUGCAGGGAAGGGGCAUUUGCGCCAAGCACAGCAGGACAAGUCCCACCGAGAGGCCCCACCCCACAGGUCCACAUCCCUCGCACAGUGGUGACAUUGAAAAAGCUCCCUGUCGCAAGCUGCUCAACAGCGUCCUGAGGGGUUUGGAGCUGACGAUCUUCCAGUCCGACCGCGACAUCUAUAUACCCAACUGUGACACCCGCGGCUUCUACAGGAAAAAGCAGUGCCGCUCCUCCAAGGGCAUGCAGCGUGGCCACUGCUGGUGCGUGGAUGAGCUCGGCACGCCCGUCCCUUCACGUGCCACCGAGGAUGGCACUUUACCAUGCGAUGGGGAGUGAGGGAUGAAUCCGUCCUUUUGCUCUGAGCCUGGAGGAGGAGGAGGAAGAGGAGGAAGAGGAGGAGGUGGAGGAGCAGGAGCACAGGGAGAGGGGGUGGCUUUAGCAUGUGCUAGACACUGCCUGGACAGGAGGUAGCAGGGAUAAACCACUUCCUAUGGAAAACACACACCAGUUCACACACUCUCACAGUCCAGCAGCAGCAGCAGCAGCAGCAGCAGCAGCAGCAGCAGCAGCAACAUCUGCCUGAAUGUUCAACAGUUGCAGUCCUCUGUGUCGUCCGGCGGCGUGCUGCAUGCUCACAUCCAGCCUCGGUGAUCACUCCCGAUGAUCUCUGUUAUCCCCUGGCUCUUGUCCCGGCUUUUCUGGUAGAUUUUACUUUGUUCCUUUUUUCCACUUUAGUAUAGCUGACACUGCCUGUGUUUGUUCUGAUCUCAGUGGGCUGAAAUACUGUUACGCAGGUGAUGCGACACAUUACAAAAAAAAAAAAACACACAAAAAAACCCAAAAAUGUGUCUCCCUCACCGUCCUCUCUCCCUCUCUCCAAAGAUACACUGAUAUCAACUAAUUGACAGAAUAUUUCUUUUUCUAUUAAUUUAUUUUUGAGUCUGUAUUUCCAUCAAGUACUGCUUGAAUCUCACAGUAUCUUAUAUAAAUGUCAAGUCAGAAAAAAAGAGAACUAGAAUAUGAUCCUGAAUGCUUCUGUUCAUUUCAUUUGGCGUUCUGACUGCUUAUUAGUUGAUUGUUUGUACAUAUGUUGGAAUUUUGUGGUCGACUGUGUGUUCUAAAGUGGCAGACAAAAAGCUUACGGCUGUUACCCUUUUCAAAAAGUUGUAAGGCAUAUUUUUAUACACGUCAAUAUAAUAUUUUAUAUAUGAAUUGUUGGUUUAUUUAAUGAACUACAGUACAAUGCCAUGUAUUUUUAUAUUGUCAGCAGUUUCUUAUUUAAAGACAGAGAUUAUUUUAUUUCAUGUUAGGGGAAGUGUUGUGCUUUAAAGGCACCUUUAUGGCAAAACUCAUCACAUUCAUCAGAGCUCUAUUCAACUGCUGUACAUCUUAUGGUUAUAUCUCAUGUUUUUAAUUUCCUUUUUUAAAAUUUUUUAUUUAUGCUUUGUUUAGUUGAGAAUCAAGAAUGUCCAUGUUACUAUUAUGUUUUAUUUUCCUCACAUCAUAACUAUAAAUUCUUGAUUUAAACGCAGGAAAAAAAUGUGGUCAAAUUUGUUCUUGUUCUCGUCCGUCUUUCCCGAGUCCUUGCAAAAGUCAUGAAAUUGUGUGCUAUUAAAAGUGUGAUUAGAAUUUAUCUAUUUCUGAACCAAUCUUGUUGUGCCAAUAAUGUGUGUGCCGUGAUGAAAGGUCCAUGCACAGAGGACCUGUAAGAUUUGCAAAUAUGAAAAUAAAACAUAAUGAUAAUAAAAAUGGAGAAGAAUAAAACAUAUAUUAAUAUAA
Amphiprion ocellaris (clown anemonefish) is the source of this 2328-nucleotide messenger RNA. RefSeq names its product insulin-like growth factor binding protein 6b (gene igfbp6b). The record is from RefSeq and is a predicted model, not a curated record. The coding region runs from base 280 to 885 and encodes 201 amino acids. Gene Ontology annotation, biological process: regulation of insulin-like growth factor receptor signaling pathway. Lineage: Eukaryota; Metazoa; Chordata; Actinopteri; Pomacentridae. The transcript is spliced from 4 exons. Gene Ontology annotation, cellular component: extracellular region. Gene Ontology annotation, molecular function: fibronectin binding; insulin-like growth factor I binding; insulin-like growth factor II binding.